AUGGAGAAGAAUCUGGGCAUCCUACUUCUUGCUCUUGUUGCUGUUCUCGUGCUACUCUCCACCGACAGGCUUGCUGCGGCAUCGGACAGCCACUGCAGAAUGACCGAAGAAGGCCUGUUGGCAUGCCUGCCUUCCAUCACCGGCUCACGGCCUGUGAAUCCAUCUGUCAAGUGCUGCACCGCCCUCUCCAAGGCCGACCUGCGGUGCCUCUGUCACUAUAAGAACUCUCCCAUGCUGUCUCAGCUUGGGAUCAAGCCCCAGCUUGCCAUGCAGCUCCCGGCCAAGUGCAAGCUUAGAUUACCCAGACAAUGUAAAUGA
This is a messenger RNA of Elaeis guineensis (African oil palm), 318 nucleotides long. Its product is annotated as putative lipid-transfer protein DIR1. Gene Ontology annotation, biological process: systemic acquired resistance. Gene Ontology annotation, molecular function: fatty acid binding. The record is from RefSeq and is a predicted model, not a curated record. NCBI's taxonomy places the organism in Eukaryota, Viridiplantae, Streptophyta, Magnoliopsida, Arecales, Arecaceae.